Molecule: messenger RNA, 2838 nt
Organism: Penicillium cinerascens
Lineage: Eukaryota; Fungi; Ascomycota; Eurotiomycetes; Eurotiales; Aspergillaceae
Product: DNA repair protein RAD16
Exons: 10
Coding region: 1-2838 (945 amino acids)
Molecular function (GO): ATP binding; metal ion binding; ATP-dependent chromatin remodeler activity
Source: RefSeq, a predicted model, not a curated record
AUGAGGAGGCCCGACACCAUCGUGAUCCCCGACUCCGAGGAUGACGCACCUCACAGUUCAACGCCAUUGAAGAAUUCCUCGCCCCUCCGUCAGCCGGAACCCUUGCGACGGGGUGGGUCAUCCCUUGCCCGAUCUCGAACAUCUCGCGUCAUCAUGGAUUCCGAAGGUGAAGAUGAUGACGAUGCCUUCGAUGGACCCAACCCGGUUUCAACAAGGACAAGAACUCGUGCAUCGGGGAAUUUUGAGGUCGUGAUACCAGGGACGAAAGAUAACACCCCUACUGAUUCUUCUCGAAGCUCUCUGGGGAUCUUUUCCGCCGAUGGAACCACCGGCUUCAACACACCAGCAACCAGCGUUGGUGCCGGCGCGGAAUCUGAUACGAAGAAUACGAAGAAGCCUCGGGCACGAGUCAAUGCAUCGGAGCGUGCUGCACGGCUCCAAUCGAACACCGCCUCCAGAAGAACCUCUCAAAGAGGUACGAAACGGUCUGCGGCUGCUAUAUCAGUAGACGAAACGGACCAAGACACCACCGACGCGGCAUUGGCGCAUGCGCUCCAGAUAGAGGAGUAUGAAAAGCCGCGUCCAAAAAAGCGUCGGACCGUCUUCGAGGAUGUUCACGAACAAGCCCGAAGUCUUGCAGAGAGACUCGACGCCAUGCCCCCAGGCGGAGAAUUGACGGAGAGUGAAUUGUCAGACCGGAUUACACCUUUGGACUCGGAAGAGGAGGAAAUGUUUUCCCCUCGUGCCUCAGAUUCCGAGGAUGAAUUGGUUUUUGCUGUCGAAGAAAGCGACCCUUCACACGGUCGACUCGCCUUCCCAGCCGAAUUUUAUGAUGAAGAAGACGAAGACUUGCCAACCUGGGAAGAACAGCGCAAAAUUCGCCGAAUGCAAACAGAUCGGAAGAAGCUGGAAAAAAACCACCCGAUCAUUACCACCAUGUGGGAUGAUCUGAAAGCUAGACCCAUAAUUCCCGCCAAGGAAGCUAAGCAACCCGAGUCCAUCACUCGCAAGUUGAAACCUUUCCAAUUGGAAGGCUUGAACUGGAUGAUGGAACAAGAGAAAACGGACUACCGCGGCGGUUUGCUCGGAGACGAAAUGGGCAUGGGCAAAACAAUUCAAGCCGUUUCUUUGAUCAUGUCCGAUUUUCCUCAGCACGACCCGACUCUAGUCCUUGUACCCCCGGUCGCUCUGAUGCAGUGGGUGUCUGAGAUCAAGGAAUACACCGAUGGCAAGUUGAAAGUGCUUGUUUAUCACAAUUCAGACUCCAAGGUCAAAAAGCUUACCCAGGCGGACCUUCGAAAAUACGACGUGAUUAUGAUAUCCUACUCGAGCUUGGAGUCCAUAUAUCGCAAACAGGAAAAGGGAUGGACUCGUGGUAAUGGAACUGUUAAAGAAGACAGUGUCAUUCAUUCCAUUGACUACCACCGACUUAUCCUUGACGAAGCGCACAGCAUCAAGCAACGUACCACGGGUGUAGCGAAGGCCUGUUUCGCAUUGAACGCUUCCUACAAAUGGUGUCUGUCUGGAACUCCUGUGCAAAACCGCAUCGGUGAAUUCUUUUCACUUCUGCGCUUCUUGCAGGUCCGCCCAUUCGCCAGCUAUUUUUGCAAGCAGUGUUCAUGCUCGCAGCUACAAUGGACCGCGAACAAGCAGGGACGUUGUACUGAGUGCUCCCACACGGGAUUCAACCAUAUCUCGAUUUUCAACAAGGAAAUCCUCAAUCCAAUUACGGAGGGAAGAACGACGGAGGAACGCAAGACAGGUCUGCAAAAGCUUCGUCUCAUUACGGACCACAUCAUGCUUCGACGUUUGAAGCAAGAGCAUACCUCUUCCAUGGAACUUCCGCCCAAACGAAUCACCAUACACAAUGAAUUCUUUGGCGAGAUCGAACAUGAUUUCUCCCGCAGUAUCAUGACCAACUCGAGUCGGCAAUUUGACACCUACGUCAGUCGAGGUGUCAUGCUGAACAAUUAUGCCAAUAUUUUCGGUCUCAUCAUGCAGAUGCGACAAGUGGCGAACCACCCAGAUCUUAUCCUGAAGAAACAUGUGCAGCCGGGAUUCAAUGUUCUCGUUUGUCGCGUCUGUGACGAGCCCGCAGAGGAUGCCAUUCGGUCCCGCUGUCAUCACGAGUUCUGCCGCAAGUGUGCCAAGGAUUACAUUCAGUCCUUUGAGGACGGCACCACGGUGGAUUGUCCGCAGUGUCACAUUCCCCUCUCGAUUGAUUUGGAGCAGCCCACGAUUGAGCAGUCGGAGGAGUCCGUGAAGAAAAACUCGAUUAUCAAUCGAAUUUUCAUGGAAGAUUGGACCUCGUCGACCAAGAUUGAAACGCUUCUUUACGAGCUUUAUCUUCAGAGAACGAAAAGUCAUACACCGAAGUCGAUUAUAUUCUCGCAGUUCACCUCGAUGCUCCAGCUCGUGGAGUGGCGCCUGCGUCAUGCAGGGUUCAACACGGUCAUGUUGGACGGUACGAUGACGCCUGCUCAACGACAAAGGUCGAUCGAGCACUUCAUGACCAACGCGGACGUGGAGGUGUUCCUGGUCUCCUUGAAAGCAGGCGGUGUGGCUCUUAACUUGACGGAAGCGUCAAGAGUCUUUAUUGUGGACCCCUGGUGGAACCCUGCAGCAGAAUGGCAGAGUGCGGAUCGCAGUCACCGUAUAGGCCAGCAACGGCCCUGCGUGAUUACCCGCCUGACAAUCGAAGACUCGGUCGAGUCCCGAAUCGUUCAACUCCAGGAAAAGAAGGCCAACCUGAUCCGGGGCACUAUUAACAAAGAUCAGGGCGAGGCACUUGAGAAAUUGACCCCCGAAGAUAUGCAGUUCCUUUUCCGCGGCUCUUAG